This is a messenger RNA of Protopolystoma xenopodis, 312 nucleotides long. NCBI's taxonomy places the organism in Eukaryota, Metazoa, Platyhelminthes, Monogenea, Polystomatidea, Polystomatidae. The record is from the annotation of a GenBank genome assembly.
AUGUGCCUUCCUCUAAAGGACGCAGUAAUCUAUCCACUUCGACUGCAAACAUCGCUAAGUAUUCUUCCUGAAGCCAACUCUGAUAAGCUUAUAGUUCAAGAGCGCUAUAAGAGCCAAGAAUUUUCACCCCUGUCUGGGUGGAGAUGCAAUCCGGUCCAACAAAAUCUACUUGUUAAUUCUGAUGGUGUCAAAGAAUUUGCUAUCUUACAAUUGGGCCUGAGAUUGAUUGAGAAAAUAUUUGGACCCGACGAGGAACAUUUGGUACUUAUUUCUGCCUUGGAUAACCCGGGUCAUGCUUACGCGUGCGUAUAA